UCGUGAGAUUAGUACGCUACAUGUUAAGUCCAGUCACGCACACUGUACAGUACAGUACAAUGUGGUAUGUUAAAAAAUAACUACUCGAGGCUGCCCACGAAGUUGUUUCUUUACACCCUCUCAGGCAACCCAAGCGAUUACUCAACCGAGAUAGAUAAACUUGGCUGGGAGUGUAUAGGCUAAGGAAUUAUUGCGGCUUUAAGUACAAACAAAUGCUUAGGCUACUGUACGGUCAUAUAUUGUUGCUUUGCCUGACAGACUGUCACAUGUGUUUUUAUACAGACACUAGUGUAGUUUGUCAUGGUACAUCAGCAACCGAUGCAGGCAUGUUCCAAUAUAGUCUCUCCAGACAGAAGCAGCUUAGACGUUGUAGCCUCCAUCAUGACAACAGUAAUAGUCCACAUACAGAAUAGGCCUACAGAGAAUACAGACCAGAACUAUAGUCUCUCUCUCGGCCACUACUCGUUCUGUCACUGUCAUGUGGUGGUCUUACAGGCGACAGACAUCCCCUGUUAUUUGAGCUUAUGACCAAUCAUUUUUAUUACAUAUUAAUAUGCUACAUUCCCGCCUUAUACUUGGAGAACAAUGAAAGUCAAAAACAUGGUGUCUCUUUCUGCCUAUCUCCACCAAUAUCCGCGCGUGACGCAAGGAGAGUAUACUUAAAUUAGGAUUAGCUCUCCACCAACAUUAAACUCAGCUGCCCUCCAUUCAAGCACCGCGCGAUAUACCGUCCCGCGCGCACGGUCGAAAAUAGGAGGGCUUUCUACUAAUCAGCACUCAGGCUCGCGCGAGCAAAAGUGCUUGGGUUGUCGAGUGAGCUUUUAGCAGAGGCGCAGAAGGUAGAAGGAACGAGCGAACGCAGAAGCGGUGGGUUACCAAUGCAUUCUCCAGAUACUGGAUCAUCCGGAGUAAAACACUGGAAACAAUAGAUUCCACGGGAAUUUUGCACAGUGCACGGUGUGCUAUCGUCUCCGAAUGAAUGACCAUGGGGGAGUGGACAAUAUUAGAGCGUCUCUUGGAGGCGGCUGUCCAACAGCAUUCUACUAUGAUCGGAAGGAUCCUCCUAACUGUGGUGGUGAUCUUCCGGAUUCUAAUCGUUGCGAUCGUUGGAGAGACGGUCUAUGAUGACGAGCAGUCCAUGUUUGUGUGCAACACCCUGCAGCCCGGCUGUAACCAGGCCUGCUACGACAAGGCGUUCCCCAUUUCCCACAUCAGAUAUUGGGUGUUUCAGAUUAUUCUGGUGUGCACCCCCAGUCUCUGUUUCAUCACCUACUCCGUGCACCAGUCCGCCAAGCAGAAGGAGCGCUUGGAGCGGGGGUACUCCACCGUGUUCCUCUCCUUGGACAAGCGCCAUGAUUCCAUCAAAAGAGACGACAGCAAAAAGAUCAAAAACACCAUUGUAAAUGGAGUACUUCAGAACACGGAGAACUCCACCAAAGAAGCAGAGCCCGACUGCUUGGAGGUGAAGGACAUCCCAAAUUCGGCCAUGAGAACUAGCGGAAAGUCUAAAAUGAGGAGGCAGGAGGGAAUCUCAAGAUUCUACAUCAUCCAAGUGGUUUUCCGAAACGCGCUAGAGAUAGGGUUCCUGGUGGGUCAAUAUUUCCUGUACGGAUUCAAUGUCCCCGCGGUGUAUGAAUGUGAUCGAUACCCCUGCAUCAAAGAUGUAGAAUGCUACGUUUCCAGGCCCACGGAAAAGACAGUGUUUCUGGUCUUCAUGUUUGCGGUCAGUGGCGUCUGUGUGCUCCUGAACUUGGCUGAACUCAAUCAUCUUGGGUGGAAGAAGAUCAAAGUAGCUGUCAAAGGCGUGCAGGCCAGGAGGAAGUCCAUCUACGAGAUCCGUAACAAAGACUUGCCUAGAAUGAGCAUGCCAAAUUUCGGCCGCACUCAAUCAAGUGACUCUGCCUAUGUGUAGCUGUCGAUUUCAAUACAACUGAAUGGGAACAAUUGUAGCCUACAAAGAAUUCACAUAUAUUUAAUAAUAAUGUGGUAGAUAUUUUAUCUCACCGACUUCGUUUGCGAAGUAGGUCGGGUAUAUCGAAUUUAUUUGUAUUUUAUGGAUAAG
Messenger RNA from Oncorhynchus gorbuscha (pink salmon), 2062 nucleotides. Its product is annotated as gap junction delta-2 protein-like. The record is from RefSeq and is a predicted model, not a curated record. Lineage: Eukaryota; Metazoa; Chordata; Actinopteri; Salmoniformes; Salmonidae. The coding region runs from base 980 to 1912 and encodes 310 amino acids. The transcript is spliced from 2 exons. Gene Ontology annotation, cellular component: connexin complex. Gene Ontology annotation, biological process: cell communication.